Messenger RNA from Crotalus tigris (Tiger rattlesnake), 5983 nucleotides. It is a transcript of the gene DPYD, whose product is annotated as dihydropyrimidine dehydrogenase. The record is from RefSeq and is a predicted model, not a curated record. The transcript has 23 exons. Gene Ontology annotation, cellular component: cytoplasm; cytosol. Bases 144 to 3221 code for a protein of 1025 amino acids. Gene Ontology annotation, biological process: uracil catabolic process; thymine catabolic process; 'de novo' pyrimidine nucleobase biosynthetic process. Lineage: Eukaryota; Metazoa; Chordata; Lepidosauria; Squamata; Viperidae. Gene Ontology annotation, molecular function: dihydropyrimidine dehydrogenase (NADP+) activity; iron-sulfur cluster binding; NADP binding.
AAGCCACACACGCGCAUGCACGCAUUUCCAAAGGCAGCGGGAAACUGUCCGUCCCUUGCGGGCGUAGCUGCGUUGCCCAGUCUGUCCUUUGGUCGCUCAGCUUUUUUUUGUUUUUGGCGCGGCAAAAAGAAGGGAGGGCAAGUAUGAAUCGCUUGCUUAGCCGAGACCCCGUGGAUAUUGAGAAUAUUUUAGCUCUCAACCCUCGUAUACCAACUCAUGCAUCUUUGAAUUCAACUGCAGCAAAGAAAGUAGAGAAAAAGCACUGGAAAAGGAAUGCAGAUAAAAAUUGUUCAACCUGUGAGAAACUGGAAAAUAAUUUUGAUGACAUCAAGCACACGACUCUGAGUGAGCGUGGAGCCCUUCGAGAAGCAAUGAGGUGCUUAAAGUGUGCAGAUGCCCCCUGUCAGAAGAGCUGCCCAACUAAUCUAGACAUCAAGUCAUUUAUCACAAGUAUUGCAAACAAGAAUUACUAUGGAGCUGCCAAAAUGAUAUUUUCUGACAAUCCACUUGGACUAUCAUGUGGGAUGGUGUGUCCAACUUCUGAUCUUUGUGUGGGAGGAUGCAAUUUAUAUGCCACUGAAGAUGGACCAAUUAAUAUUGGUGGACUGCAGCAAUUUGCUACAGAAAUAUUCAAAGCAAUCAAUAUUCCUCAAAUUCGAAAUCCCUCCUUGCCGCCAUUGCAAGAUUUGCCUGAAUCCUACCGUACCAAGAUUGCUCUUCUUGGAGCAGGACCUGCAAGUAUAAGUUGUGCCACAUUUUUGGCUCGAAUGGGCUAUUCAGACAUCACCAUUUUUGAAAAAGAAAACUACGUUGGUGGUUUAAGCACAUCUGAAAUUCCCCAGUUCCGGCUACCAUAUGAUGUAGUACAUUUUGAAACUAGGCUUAUGAAGGACCUCGGAGUGAAGAUCAUCUGUGGAACAGGCCUUUCAGUGGAAGGACUGACACUCAGUGCUUUAAAGGAUGAUGGUUUUAAAGCAAUCUUUAUUGGAAUUGGUCUACCAAACCCAAAGAAAGAAUCUGUAUUUCAGGGAUUGGGAAUAGAAGAAGGAUUUUAUACAUCAAAAGAUUUCCUACCACUGGUGUCUAUGGCAAGUAAACCAGGAAUGUGCGGCUGUCGCUCUUCAUUGCCAUCAAUACAGGGAACCGUGAUUGUUCUUGGAGCAGGCGAUACUGCCUUUGAUUGUGCAACAUCAGCUUUGCGCUGCGGAGCUCGACGUGUUUUUGUGGUCUUCAGGAAAGGAUUUACUAAUAUACGGGCUGUCCCGGAAGAGAUGGAGCUUGCAAAGGAAGAAAAGUGUGAAUUUCUACCUUUUCUUUCUCCUCAGAAAGUUGUAAUAAAAGGAGGGAAAAUUGUUGCUAUGGAAUUUCUCCGGAGUGAGCAAGAUGAGGAUGGAAAUUGGAAUGAAGACAAGGAGCAAACUGUCCGUCUGAGAGCAGAUAUAGUGAUUAGUGCCUUCGGUUCAACCUUAAAUGAUGCUAAAGUAAAAGAAGCUCUGUAUCCUCUCAAGUUUAAUCGUUGGGGUCUCCCUGAAGUUGAUGGGGAGACCAUGCAGACAAGUGAACCAGGGAUUUUUGCAGGUGGUGACAUCGGUGGGCUGGCCAAUACUACGGUUGAAUCAGUGAAUGAUGGAAAACAAGCUUCCUGGUUCAUGCACAAAUACAUACAGUCUUUAUAUGGUGCCUCAGUACCUGCUGUACCUCAGUUGCCUCUUUUCUAUACAUCAAUUGACUUGGUAGACAUCAGCAUAAAAAUGGCUGGGCUUAGGUUUUCAAAUCCUUUUGGCCUCGCCAGUGCAACGCCAACUACAAGUUCAUCAAUGAUCCGCAGAGCUUUUGAAGCAGGAUGGUCAUUUGCACUCACCAAAACAUUUUCUUUGGACAAGGACACUGUAACAAAUGUUUCUCCAAGGAUAAUUCGUGGAACUACCACAGGUCCCGUGUAUGGUCCAGGUCAAGGUUCCUUCUUGAAUAUUGAGCUCAUAAGCGAGAAAACUGCAGCCUAUUGGUGCAGGAGUAUUACAGAACUGAAAUCAGACUUCCCUGACAAAAUUGUCAUUGCCAGCAUCAUGUGCAGCUAUAAUAAGAAUGAUUGGACUGAGCUUUCAAAAAUGGCUGAGGCUUCCGGAGCUGAUGCCCUGGAGUUGAAUUUAUCAUGCCCACAUGGCAUGGGAGAAAGAGGCAUGGGACUGGCCUGUGGGCAGGAUCCAGAGCUGGUACGCAACAUCUGUCGUUGGGUGAGACAAGCUGUUCAGAUUCCUUUCUUUGCCAAGCUGACGCCAAAUGUCACAAACAUUGUGAACAUUGCGAGGGCUGCCCAAGAAGGUGGGGCAGAUGGUGUUACAGCCACCAAUACUGUGUCAGGGUUGAUGGGACUGAAGGCGGAUGGCAUUCCUUGGCCUUCUGUAGGGCACAGCAAAAAGACCACCUACGGUGGAGUAUCAGGAAAUGCCAUCAGACCAAUAGCUCUUCGAGCUGUUUCUGCAAUUGCUAAGGCUCUUCCUGGUUUUCCUAUCUUAGCAACCGGAGGCAUUGACUCAGCUGAAAGUGCCUUGCAAUUUCUUCAUAGUGGUGCUUCUGUUUUGCAGAUUUGCAGUGCAGUUCAGAAUCAGGACUACACUGUAAUUGAUGAUUACUGCACAGGGCUGAAGGCUCUGCUUUAUCUGGAAAGCCUUGAGGAACUUCAAGACUGGGAAGGACAGAGCCCACCAACCCCACAGCAUCAGAAAGGAAAACCAGUUCUCCAAAUUCCUGAAUUGGUUGGAAAGAAACUUCCCAGCUUUGGCCCCUACCUUGAGCAACGAAAGAAGAUAAUAGCCGAAAAUAAGCUGAAACUAAAAGGACAGAGCAGCCUCCUUUCCCAGAUUGAGAGGAAGUGUUUUGCCCCAAAGAAGCCCAUCCCGGCAGUGAAGGAUGUAAUUGGAAAAGCACUGCAGUAUAUUGGAACAUACGGAGAGCUCAGUAAUACGGAACAAGUUGUGGCUCUGAUUGAUGGGGAAAUGUGUAUCAACUGUGGCAAAUGCUACAUGACCUGUAAUGAUUCUGGCUACCAGGCUAUACAAUUUGAUCCAGAAACCCACCUGCCCACUGUUGCUGACAGUUGUACAGGCUGCACUCUGUGUCUCAGUAUCUGCCCUAUUAUUGACUGCAUCCGAAUGGUUUCCAGGACAACACCUUAUGAAGCAAAGAGAGGCCUGCCCUUACCAGUGAUCCCCGUGUGCUGAGCAGAUCAGACCAACAGUUAAAGGGAUACUUCUAUUUGCUUGAUUCUAUUGAUUUGCUUUCUAAUUAGUACCAGCGAGCCCAGUACAUUCUAGCAAAGAGAAGGGGGAAAGAAAGAAGGGAAAAGAGAGGGGGGAGGGAGGAAGGAAGGGAGGAAAGAAGGGGAGGAGGAAAGGAAAAGGAAGGAAAAGAAACUAAUACAUUAAUGAGAGGCCAAAUAAAACUGGCUGAAUUUUUCAGUUUAUUUCCCAUUUCUUCCCCUUUCUGAUCUUCAGACACAUAACAGUCAGUUUGCUGGAUAUGAUUUGGCUUUGCCUUUUCUCAAACGCAUAACUUUUUUUUUCUCUGUCUCUUUCAUAAAUCUGUACAUGUUCUGACGAUCUGAGUGAUUUUUCUUCCCUCUAACAAUGGAAUGAAAUUCAAGAAACUUUUCGUAAUCAUGUAAACCCUAACACAUGGACAAACUUUGUUACCAUGGAAACAUUGGGUAAUUACACAUUUCAUUUCCUUUUAAAACUGGUUUUAGAAGAUGUAAUUAACAAUAUAACACACAAACAAAGCAUUGUAUAUCAUGGGGGGGUUGCUUUUACAGAAAGAUAUAAAAAGAGGGUUAAACUGCUAUUUCUGAACAAUUAAUCAGUUUUAAUAGUGGCAGCAUCUGGUGGUCUAUUACUCCAGUUCUCUCUAAAUUCUACUUCUCCCUAAAUGCUACCUCUGACUAGGCAUUAAAAAUCAAAUGUGCAAAUACAGUGCACUUUUGUCAUUUGAUGUUUUCAGUUGGUAGCACAAUUUUUGUUGUUGUUGUUCUGUUAAUAAACUUCCAGUCCCUAUCUAUUAAUUCUAAUCUUUCAAAUGUAAAUAUAGGACACUUUUUGUUGCAUCACUGUGGGGUUGGCAAAAUGAAAUUAUUCUUGAGGCACUAGAAGAGGACCAAAGGCAAUUACUUCAAAAUUUCCAUAAAACAAUUGUUUUCUGCCAUUCAUACACACGGUGCUGGGUAAAAUAAUGUAGUUCUACCAGCGUAGAUGGAUGGGCGAGGCUCAGAAGAUGCAGCCUUUUUGAUCACCACAGAUAGUAUCUGACAAUAAAUGGCAUCUACUGGAUAUUUUCCAAAUACAAAGUUCAUUUCAUUCCUGGGCUUCACUGUGCCUAAAUGAAAGUUCCACAAAUCUUUGGAGAAAGAAUGAGUUGAUGGCCCAGUAAAUAUAUGUAAAUACAAGUGCCGUCAGCACAGGAUGUCUGAUCAGGGCACAAUGUACGAUCUUUUAAAGAAACCUGUUGCUGUUUCCUAUUAUAAGAUCCAUUCCUCCCCAUGAUUCUCUUAUUCCACAGCAAGAAGCAGCCCAUCAGAAUUAAUGUUAAUGAGGUAGAAUAGGGGUUUUCAAACUUGGCCCUUUUAUGACUUGUGGACUUCAACUUCCAGAAUUCCUCAGCCAGCAUGCCUGGCUGAGGAAUUCUGGGAGUUGAAGUCUACAAGUCAUAAAAGGGCCAAGUUUGAAGACUUCUGAGGUAGAAGAUAUUCUCACCUUAAAACAUAGAAUAACAGGGUGGGAAGGGAUGUUGGAGGUCUUCUGGUAAAACUCUCUGCUUGAGCAGAAGACCCUCUACAUUCCAGACAAAUGGCUCUCGAGUCUCUUUUUGAAAACCUACAGUGAUGGAGCACCCACAAUUCUAAGAGACAACAACUCUGCUGUUCCACUGAUUAAUUGUUCUCACUAUCAGUUAAUUUUUCAUUGGUUCUAGAUUGGAUCUCUCCUUAACAAUCUUCCACCUGUCACUUCUUAGGGAUAACCAAACAUGUUAUCGUGCAUUGUCCAAAUAGGAGUCCAUCCAGGUGAAAUGGACUAGUAGGUAGUUCACAAAGCCUCAGUAGCAGAUAGCAGAUACUUGCUACCCACCAGAUAAAGAAAAAUCAUUACUUCUACUACAACAAGAGUGGGUUUGAAAGCAUGGAAAAAUCCUAUCUCCUAUCAUGUGCGUAAUGUUGGACAAAAUAAUGUAUUUUCACACAAGAAGAAAUACAGUAGAAAUAUGUAAACAUUCUGAAACCAUAUUUAGUCAAAUAUACCAGUGCUUUAAUAAAUUUCUGAUUACAUGAAAAGAUUACUACCCACAUCUAUAUGCAAGCAUUUUAAAUGGCAAAAUGUAAGAUAAAUAAUUGCUAGCAUAUCAAUGUUGUAUGUUAAAAAUGUGUAAUAAACAUUCAAAAAUAGAACAUGUUUGUUUACAAUUAAACCAAGAUAAGGAUUUUCCACCAUUCUGAAACAGCAUAUUAUCAUCGACUUAUUUCGCAUUCUCAGCUGGGUGUUUUCUUGUACUAAUACUUUGCUAGCUAUUUUAUCCCAAAGAAGCUGCAAGAAAACCAUAUGUUGUUCAAUAUUUAAAAUAGCAAAUAAUGUAUCCAUUUCUCUGUGCUCUUUGCUAUCAACUGAAAAUGUAAAACUUUGAUUGUGCAUAUUAAAUAAUGAUUGCGUUCAAAUUUCAGUAUAUUUACAUAGUUAUAAAUAAAUCAGAAUUAAAGAACAUUAAACAGCUUGUUUUAAAAUGUGUUUUAUCUGCAUUUUGCAUGUUUUUUUAUUUAAAAAAAAGCAAGCCAAUUUGCAUUUUAUAUGUAAUAGGCUUCCAGUUCUGCAGCAUUAGCACUCUCCUUUUUUGAUCACUUGCUAUCAAACAGUCAUAUAUAAUCCAAUCAUUUUAUAUUGAUGAAGUUGGGCUUGUAACAUAGAAUGAAGUUCAUAAGAAUAAAGAAAAUAUUUUUCAUUAA